GUCAAAAGUUUAGCGGGAAUCAACAUGGCGAGCGACAUGACAUCUAGCGUCACAGCACCGGACUCGGUGCAAUGUCCCGUUUGUUUUAAAGACUUUAAACCUGCUACAAUUAACGGACACCUCGACGCGUGUCUGAUGAAAAGCGACAGCAGUCAGUCUACAAUGAACGAGAGCGAGCCUCCUUUAAAGAAAACUCGCAUCAGCGCCGAAGCUGAACCACCCAGUCCCAGUGUCAACAAAACUCUGGCCAGCUCCUCCUGCGUGGCUGGGACGCCUUCAUCUUCGGUAUUUUCUCUAUUUCAGGCCAACAAGAGUAAAGUUUCAGUUCAAAGUGAACGAGGCGGGAUGUUUUCAAGUAAACAAACUGCUGCCGCUGCUGUCAACAAGGGAGGUAAAGUGAACUUGCUGAGCGAGGCAGAAGCUGGACCAGCAGGUACUGAGAAUCUAAAGAGCCAACCCACAGGAUCAAACGGACAGACUUUGAAGUCAUCAAAUGAUGUGUCGCCACGGACGCUGCUAACAAUAGACAAGCCUUUGGCUGAGAUACUGAGACCAAACACACUGGAGGAAUACUUCGGUCAAAGUAAAGUUGUAGGCCAGCAGACACUCUUCCGGUCACUGCUGGACUCCCAGGAAAUACCAUCCCUGAUCCUCUGGGGGCCACCUGGAUGUGGAAAGACCACUCUAGCUCACAUAAUUGCCAGCACCAGUAAAAAGAAGGGAACAGCUCGUUUUGUCACUCUGUCCGCCACCAGCACGUCCACCAAUGAAGUCCGGGAGGUGAUUAAGCAGGCGCAGAAUGAGCUCCGACUGUGCAAGAGGAAGACCAUCCUGUUCAUUGAUGAAAUUCACCGCUUCAACAAAUCCCAGCAGGACACCUUCCUUCCUCACGUGGAGUGCGGGACGGUCACUCUGAUCGGGGCAACCACAGAAAAUCCGUCCUUCCAGGUGAAUGCCGCCCUGCUGAGCAGGUGCAGGGUGCUGGUUCUGGAGAAGCUCUCCGUGGAGGCGAUGGGCUCGAUCCUGGACAGGGCCGUGGCCACGUUGGGGAUUAGAGUCCUGGGACGAGAUCCAGCAAAUCCCAAAGAUGAAGACCAAUCAGAUGGACACGAGCCAAAGAUUUUCAUUGAACAAAAAGCUCUGGACACCAUAGCCUACCUUUGUGAUGGUGACGCAAGAGCAGGACUCAAUGGUCUGCAGCUUGCUGUUCAGGCUCAGGUGAGCUUGUCCCGGCCCAAGUCAUUAGGACAAGAUGGUUCUCGGGAAAUACUGGUGACGGAGGAGCACAUCAAGGAAGGUCUUCAGAGGUCCCAUAUUCUCUACGAUAAAGCUGGUGAAGAGCAUUACAACUGUAUCUCAGCGUUACAUAAGUCUAUGAGAGGAUCCAAUGAGAAUGCGUCUCUCUACUGGCUGGGCCGCAUGCUGGAGGGCGGUGAGGAUCCUCUCUAUGUGGCCCGCAGGCUGGUCCGCUUUGCCAGUGAGGAUGUGGGUAUGGCAGAUCCCUCCGCUCUUCCUCAGGCUGUGUCCGCCUUCCAAGCCUGUCACUUCAUCGGGAUGCCUGAAUGUGAGGUGAUCCUGGCUCAGUGUGCGGUCUAUCUGGCACGAGCACCCAAGUCUGUGCAGAUCUACAAGGCCUAUGCUAACGUGAAGGCCUGUUUGAGGAACCACAAAGGUCCCCUGCCUCCUGUCCCAUUAUUACACCUUCGCAACGCCCCCACCAGGCUGAUGAAAGAACUGGGCUAUGCUAAAGGCUACAAAUACAAUCCAGCCUUCAGCGGCCCAGUAGAGCAGGAGUACUUACCUGACGAGCUGCAGGGAAUCGACUUCUUCACCUGGACUCCUUCAGAGCCAUGACGAUCUGUUGUAAUGACUUGCUGCAGCGUGUUGAAAACCAAGGCGGGUGAAUGAAAACAAUCUUGUCCAAUGAUCAGUUGUUGGGAUAUAAAGUACAUUUUAUGUACUGUAGCUGCUAAUCCAAAAUCAACCAUCAUGUUCUGUUCAAAUUUCUUAACAAUUUUACUUUAGUCUGUUUUUGAGUACUUUAUAAAAGAUAAACAAACCAUAUACACUUAAUUUACUUCUAGAUAUGUUCAUAAUAAAGUCCAUUCCAGUCCAUUCAAAUUAAUAACAAAAAAUGUAUAAUAAAUAUACACAGCAUGUCUUUGUAUUUCCAUAACAGAUCUUUCAUUUUUUAUAGUGUUAAAUAUGUUUUUGUUUCUUUGUUCUGUCCUUUUUUCCAGCAUUGUUUAACCUGAUUAAAAUGUUUGUUUCUUUA
Messenger RNA from Micropterus salmoides (largemouth bass), 2275 nucleotides. RefSeq names its product ATPase WRNIP1-like. The record is from RefSeq and is a predicted model, not a curated record. Gene Ontology annotation, cellular component: nucleus. NCBI's taxonomy places the organism in Eukaryota, Metazoa, Chordata, Actinopteri, Centrarchiformes, Centrarchidae. Gene Ontology annotation, molecular function: DNA binding; ATP binding; enzyme activator activity. The transcript has 7 exons. The coding region runs from base 25 to 1854 and encodes 609 amino acids. Gene Ontology annotation, biological process: DNA-templated DNA replication; regulation of DNA repair; DNA repair.